Messenger RNA from Coregonus clupeaformis (lake whitefish), 6540 nucleotides. It is a transcript of the gene pcsk5a, whose product is annotated as proprotein convertase subtilisin/kexin type 5a. The record is from RefSeq and is a predicted model, not a curated record. Gene Ontology annotation, biological process: peptide hormone processing. Gene Ontology annotation, molecular function: serine-type endopeptidase activity. Gene Ontology annotation, cellular component: Golgi membrane; trans-Golgi network. The transcript is spliced from 39 exons. The coding region runs from base 1 to 5901 and encodes 1966 amino acids. Lineage: Eukaryota; Metazoa; Chordata; Actinopteri; Salmoniformes; Salmonidae.
AUGGGUAUUUUCGCGUUUCUUUGGAUGGGGAGUCUCGUGCCACUCUGUCAACCGCUAAUAUACACAAAUGACUGGGCGAUCAGGAUAAAUGGGGCACCCGCCUCUGCAGACAGUAUAGCGGAGAAAUAUGGAUUUCUCAAUUUGGGUCAGAUUGGAGACUUGAACAACUUUUAUAGUUUCCGUCACAGUGGGACGGUGAAGCGGUCGACGGUGUCCAACAAAGACUUUACUGACCUCAUCGCCAAGGAGACCAAGGUGGAGUGGGUGCAGCAGCAGGUGGUCCAUUGGAGGACCAAGAGGAACUCCAGAGCCAGUCACAUCUACUCCAUUGACGUCCGGACUAAACACAUUCCCCCAGGCCCCAUCCAACCUAACCAGACCCAGACACUGGUUUUCAAUGACCCCCAGUGGUGCAGCUUGUGGUACAUUCACUGCAGUGAGGGCUCCCAGGGCUGUCCGUCCUACAUGAACAUCGAGGGGGCCUGGAGGAGAGGACACACAGGGAAGGGAGUGGUGGUGUCCAUCUUGGAUGACGGCAUCGAGAGAGAGCAUCCUGAUCUCAGGCCAAAUUAUGACCCCUUUGCGAGCUAUGAUUUCAAUGAGAAUGAUGAUGACCCCACGCCCAGAUACGACUCCAGCAAUGACAACAGCCAUGGGACAAAAUGUGCUGGGAUGGUUGCCGCGGCAGCAAAUAACUCCCAGUGCACCGUUGGAAUCUCCUUCAAUGCUCAGAUAGGUGGCAUUCGUAUGCUGGACGGAGAUGUGACGGACAUAGUAGAGGCCCAAUCCCUGAGCUUCAGGCAGCAGCACAUUGAUAUUUACUCUGCCAGCUGGGGGCCGGAGGAUGACGGGAGGACUGUGGAAGGACCUGGCCCUCUGGCUCGCCUCGCUUUAGACAACGGCAUACGCACUGGUAGGAAGGGACGUGGCUCCAUCUUCGUGUGGGCGUCGGGUAAUGGUGGGCGGAGCAGGGACCACUGCUCCUGUGACGGCUACACCAACAGCAUCUACACCAUCUCCAUCAGCAGCACCACCCAGAGUGGGGCCAGGCCUGACUACCUGGAGCCAUGCCCCUCGACACUGGCUUCCACCUACAGCUCCUUCUCCACCGACAGACAGGGAGCCAAGAUGGUAACAUUGGACCUGAAACAAGGCUGUAGCAAGGAGCAUUCUGGGACCUCAGUCUCCGCUCCAAUGGCAGCAGGGGUCAUCGCACUCGCCCUGGAGGCCAACCCAAUGCUGACUUGGAGGGACGUACAGCACAUUAUUGUCAGAACGUCACAGGCCAGUCACCUGACCUCCCCUGACUGGCACACCAACGGAGCUGGAUACCAGGUGAGUCACCUGUAUGGCUUUGGGCUGCUGGAUGCAGAGAGCAUGGUGAAGGAGGCUGAGCGAUGGAGACUGGUCCCCUCCCAGCAUGUGUGUAAGGAAGCUCCCAUCCAACAGAGCAGAACCAUUCCUCCAGGCCUUGUGCUGAGGUCUGUGUAUGAGUCCACUGGCUGCUCCCUUCAUCCCCUGCAGCACAUUGUCUAUCUGGAACACGUAGUCAUCCAUGUCACCAUCACCCACAGUCACAGAGGUGACCUCUCCAUCACACUCACAUCACCCGCGGGGACCAAGUCACAGCUACUGGCAAACAGGCCUCUUGACCACUCCACUGAGGGCUUCCAGAGCUGGGAGUUCAUGACCACUCACUGCUGGGGGGAGAAGGCAGCAGGAGAGUGGAGUCUAGAGGUCCUGGACACUCCCUCUCAACAGAGGGACAACAGUGAAACAGGGGAAUUGAGAGAGUGGUCAUUAGUGCUUUAUGGCACCUCAGAGCAACCAUACUCCAUGCGCCGUGAGCAAGCCCGCUCGGCAGAGCUGCCAACUGACGGUGGUGACCUCACUGAGGAAUAUAGCGGCCUAUGUGACCCAGAGUGUAGUGAGGAUGGCUGUGAGGGACCAGGCCCCCUGCAGUGUGUCACAUGUCUACACCUCUUCCUCAAGUUCAAGAACAACACCAGGACGUGUGUGUCUGUGUGCCCAGUGGGAUUCUGGGGCGACCGGCGUCGCUGUAAGAAGUGUUUCUCUUCCUGUGAAAGCUGCACGGGCAGCCGCAGUGACCAGUGUACUACAUGUCGCCCUGGACACCACCUGACCGAGGGAACCAAUAGCUGCAUGGCCAGCUGUGGUGACAACUAUUACUUGGACCAUGAUGCAAAUAUGUGCAGGAAGUGCAGUGAAAACUGCUUGAGAUGCACCUCGGCAAACAUCUGCACAGAAUGCAAAUCCGGCACAAGUCUGUUGGGGAACCGCUGCCAGAGGAGCUGUGGACCAGGAAGUUACCACAAUGUGCAGGAGAGCACCUGCGAGCCCUGCCACAAGGCCUGUGCCACCUGUGCAGGUGCGGGCAUUGAGGCGUGUAACCAGUGUGCUGAUGGUUAUCUGAUGGAGGAGUGGAAGUGUGUAUCCUCCUGCAGUGCUGGCUUCUAUGCCAUGGAGAGCAGCCCACAGACAACUAGUGAUGGACCCAGGAUAUGCAGGAGGUGUGAUGCCAGCUGUCUCACCUGUGUGGGAGCGGGGAAGGGGAACUGCAGCAGCUGUGCCAGUGGACACAGUCUUCUGGACAAAGUGUGUAUGGUCAGCACCGUCUGUGGUGAUGGAGAGUACCAGGAUAGCCAUGGGAAGUGCCAUGCAUGUGAUGCCACGUGUCUGAAGUGUACAGGCCCAAAGUCAGAGGACUGUAUCAGCUGUGACCCCUCUAGGUCCCUGGACGAGGGUCGCUGUGUGGCUCAGUGUGCCCAGGGGAAGUACCAGUCAGGUGGGCAGUGCCACCUGUGUGACCACACCUGUGCCAUGUGCAUGGAUGGAGGGCCUGCCAACUGCACCAGCUGUGACACCGAUAAAUUCAACAUGGACCGCUACCUGUACAAGGGGGGUUGUGUCGACGCUUGUCCGGAAGGCCAUUACCAUACCCAGGAGAAGAGCUGCGAGGCCUGCCCCGACAACUGCAAACUCUGCACCUCCGCCACACACUGCCUGCGCUGUAACUCCUCCUACUACAUCACUGAUGGAGUCUGCACCCAACUAGAGUGUGGAGAAGGUGAGGUGGAGGAUCCAGAGUAUGAUGACUGUAUGGCCUGUGAGGAAGGCUGUAAGAAGUGUGUACUGUAUAACCCCAGGCAUUGCCUAUCCUGCACUGACGGCUUUUACAAAUUCCAAGAUGGCUGCUACAAGAACUGCCCAGCGAAGACGUUCAGCGUAGAGGAGGAGAUGGCCUGUGUGCCGUGUGAUGAGAAGUGCGUCAGCUGUGACGAACACGAGUGCUACUGGUGUGAAACCGACCUCUUCUUAUCAGAGGGGAAGUGUGUGCCGGAGUGUCCGGACGGUUUCUACGGAGACGAAGACACCCAGGAGUGUGAAGAGUGUCACUCUGACUGUGUGACAUGCAGCGGUCCCGACAGUGAUGACUGUGUGUCGUGUGAGGAGGGGAAAAGCCGGGAGGAGGGGGAGUGCGUCUCUAAACAGGAUUUCUGCCCUGUUAAGACCUUCCUCACUGGUGAAGGAGAGUGUGAGGCCUGCCAUGCCUCCUGUGACUCAUGUUCAGGAGAGGAGAAGAGCCAGUGUAAAACCUGUGUGAAAGGGCGGUUCCUGUCGGCAGAGCAUGUGUGUGUGUUGAAGUGUCCAGCGGGCUCAUUCGCCAGCCGGCUGAGUGGUGUGUGUGAGGCGUGUCCUCGGGGGUGUGUGCAGUGUGUGGACGAGCAUCACUGCACCCGCUGUCAGGUGGUACGCAAGGCCCCACUCUACCUGCAGGACGGACAGUGUGUUCAUCAAUGCCAGAGUGGGUAUCCAGCGGGCCAGGUGUGUCGUGGCUGUGCGACAGGCUGUGCCUCCUGUGAGAGGAAUGCCACUCAUUGUCUGAGCUGUGUGGAGCCCCUCCUUCUGUACAAACACCAGUGUGUGGAGGCCUGCCCCCCUGCACACACACUCAGGGACGGGGAGUGUCAGCACUGUCCCACAGCCUGCCAGGAGUGUAGCCCCCACAGCGAGUGCACAGACCCCAAAAUGGCACCUUUCAAGAGACACGCUUAUGACGCAGAGUUCAAACUCAAGGCUGUCGGUCACGCACAACUGCCAAAAGAUUACCAAGAAAAGCUGGUCACUUUCCGCGCAUACUGCAAAAAGAAGAUCACUGAAAAGAAGAUCCGGCCAGAGCACAUCACCAACAUGGACGAGGUUCCACUCACCUUUGAUAUUCCCGUGAACCGCACUGUGGAGAAAACGGGGACCAGCUGUGAGGAGUACCACUUCCUCUACGAGGGCCGCUGUGUGGUGGACUGUCCCGAGAGGUUCUUCCAGGACUCUGAGCAGGAUGUGUGUGUCCGCUGUCACCCUGACUGUGCCCAGUGUGAUGGUCCGGACGGGGACGACUGUGACUCCUGUGCAGACCCAGAGGCUACCCUGCACAACGGAGCCUGUCUGCCGAACUGCCCCUCCCACACCUAUAGGGACAGCAGGACUGGGCAGUGCAAAGACUGCGAUGGCUCCUGUCUCACGUGCUCGGGGCCCCACGCUGGCUCCUGCUCCAGCUGCAGAGAGGGUCAGAGAGUGGACGCCCAUGGACACUGUGACCCCCUGGUCAACAGGUGCACCCCCCGCCACUACACUGACCAGGAUGGAGAAUGCCACCCAUGCCACAAGUACUGCCAGCAGUGCAACGGGCCAGGCAAGAGCCACUGUCUGAGCUGCAACCAGAACCAUUUUAUACUGAAUGGUACCUGCAUGGACAUCUGUCCUACUGGGUUCUACCAAGAGGAGUCAGGCCAGAGAUGUGAAGCAUGUCACCCAGCCUGUCUCACCUGCAUGGGCAGACAAAGCCACGAGUGUCUCAGCUGCAAGGACCACCUAUUCAGAGAGGGCAAGGAGUGUGUGGACACCUGCCAGAUAAGUUACUAUGGAAACAUGACCUCGAGGACGUGUGAGAGGUGUGACCCGAGCUGUGGUGAGUGUUCCGGGAGCAGGGCGGAUGACUGUCUGAACUGUGCAGAUGGACUGCUCUACCUGAGGAAACAGGGACACUGUCACUCCAGCUGUCCCCAGGGCCACUACCAGGACAGCCAGCACCACACCUGUGAGCCCUGUCACUCCAGCUGCAGAACCUGCUCAGGAAAAGGAUCUCAGGCGUGUGACUCGUGUCACAUGGGCUACACGCUGUCAGACGGAAUGUGUGAGUCCCACUGCAACAUGGGUCAAUACCCCAUGCUACAGGAUUGUGAGGACUGUGACAGUUCCUGUCUGGACUGUAUGGGACCUGGUCCAUACAACUGCACCAUUUGUCCUGCCCAUGCCAUCCUCACAGCCGGGGGGCGCUGUCUGCUCUGCUGUCAGAACGACCUGCCAGUAGAGGGAGAUUCCACAGCGCAGCAGCAGGAGUGCUGCAACUGCACCGAGACAAGAGGGGAGUGCGUCCUCAGCACUAACCUGGCCUUCCGCAAUGACGAAGUGGUGUCAUCCGGGAACAUGGCACUCUUCAUCACCACCUCCAUCCUACUCCUGCUGGGCCUGGGUACCGUAGUCUUCCUCAUCCGACGCUCCCGCUCCAAGAUCCCCUCCCUCCCCGACCCCAUCACAGCCCCCCGUGGCUACGAGAAGCUGGGUGGCGGGUGGCACGGAGGCGGGCGUCAUAAUACCACAUCCGGCGGGCACGCCAGUUCCAGCGGGCAUUUCCGCGAGGCCCAGUUGGUGGAUCUCACCGAGCGCCGCGGGGAUAAGGAUGAGGAAGAUGAGGAUGAUGAUGAGGAUAUUGUGUACAUGGGUCAGGAUGGAACGGUCUACAGGAAGUUCAGGUACGGACAGCCAGGGAAUGAUAAUGACGAUGAGCUGGAGUACGAUGAUGAGAGCUAUACAUUUCGCUGAAGAGUGAUUUUUCUUUCUACAGUUCCUUUCUUUCUACCUGUCUUUCUUCCUUUUUCUCUCUGACUCUAUCUUUCCCUCAGGGCUUGCGUCCCAUCUUAUUUGUCCUCCUUUGAUAUUCAGUUAUAACAAGAAUGAAUAGCUAUUUCAUGCUGAGCGGUGUUUAAAACAAAUGCUGUUCAUUCACAAAACUGUGUAUGUUAUUUUUAACAUUUAUGGGAAAUGUAUAUUUUAUUUUGUUGUGUCUUUGGUUUAUUUUGCGUGUGGCUUCAACCAUGACCCCUGUAAAACAAGAUCCUAUUUGUCGUAAAAUCAGUUUCAAAAUGGUGUUACUCCUCUUUGUAAUUGUGGUGGUUUUGAAGUUUAAUACGGCUCUAUUCAAUCUGGAACCGAUGAAGCGUUACAAAUUGCACUAUAGAAAUGUAAAGGUAAUUUCCGAUUGAGCCGACAUAUGCAGCGUUUACCGUGAAUGCAGUCUCUGCUAACUCGGGAACAUUGCCUUUACAUUUAAAUCAAGCUGUAACGCUGAUAGAGUAGAGUCCUAACACUUUAAAUCAGAGUUAUGGUUUUGCCACUUGUCUUUGUAUAAUUAGUUUGCAGUCAUUGACUUUUGAUUAGAAAAUAUUUAGUGUUGUUAUUCAA